This is a messenger RNA of Solanum lycopersicum (tomato), 1516 nucleotides long. RefSeq names its product SEC14 cytosolic factor. NCBI's taxonomy places the organism in Eukaryota, Viridiplantae, Streptophyta, Magnoliopsida, Solanales, Solanaceae. The record is from RefSeq and is a predicted model, not a curated record.
GUAUUCGUUAAAGUGUCGGUUGGGUGAGGGAAGUAAAUAAAAGUAAAAGCAUACCUUCGUUGAAUCUUGACCUCGCGAUAUAUUUUAUUUACUUUUCUUCAUUCGCUCUGUCCUCUCUCUUCUCUGUUUCUGUAGUAGCCAUGUGUGUGAUUUCAGAAGAAUCCAUCGCUCAGUUUGAAGCUUUAAUGGAACAAGUUGAUGAAUCACUCAAAACUACUUUUCAGAAUGUUCAUCAAGGUUGUACAAGGGAUACAUAUCUGCGGUUCCUAAUAGCAAGAGAGGGAAAUGUUGCAAAUGCUCAUAAAAUGUUGGUUGAUUCUUUGAAUUGGAGAGUCAAAAAUGAGAUAGAUGAUAUUUUAUCGAAACCUAUCAUUCCUACUGAGCUUUACAGAUCAAUUCGUGAUUCUCAACUAAUAGGAAUGCCAGGUUACACGAAAGAGGGCCUUCCAGUAUUCGCUUUUGGUGCAGGACUCAGCACAUAUGAUAAAGCAUCGGUCCAUUAUUAUGUGCAAUCACACAUUCAGUUCAAUGAAUAUCGCGAUCGUGUAAUUCUGCCUGCUGCAAGUAAGAAGUAUGGGAAACGUAUCAGCAAAUCUCUGAAGGUUUUAGAUAUGACCGGCUUGAAACUUUCAGCUCUAAACCAAAUAAAGCUAUUGACUAUAAUUUCCUCAAUUGAUGACCUUAAUUACCCGGAGAAGGUAGUUGCAUACUACAUUGUCAAUGCUCCCUAUAUCUUUUCAGCCUGUUGGAAGGUAGUCAAACCUCUUCUACAGGAGAGAACCCGAAAAAAGGUUCAAGUUUUAUCAGGUUGUGGACAGGAUGAUCUAUUGAAGAUCAUGGACUAUUCGUCACUGCCCCAUUUUUGCCGGAGAGAAGGUUCUGGAUCUUCCAAAUACUCAGGCAGCUCAAGUGAAAAUUGUUAUUCCCUGGAUCAUCCAUUCCACCAGCAACUUUAUGAUUACAUAAAGCAGCAGGCAUUGCUUCGCAGACCUGUUCGGCCAGUUAAACAGGGCUCUGUCCAUGUGGAUUUUCCUGAUGCUGUCACUGAGGGGACUGAGUUUGUUCAGACGUUGGCAUCAGAAUUUCAAAAGUUCGGUAAGCAAAAUGGACUUUCUCAAUCACUAGAUGAUCUUAAUAUCAAUGAUCAUCAAGCAUAGAUAAUAAGAGUUUGGGUCAUUAUGCACUCGCUGACAAUUCUGGAUUCUCAUGCAAGUACAGUAUUAAUAGCUCGAGCAGUAUAGCAGAGGUUUUCUCCUAAUUAGACGCCUCACUCAAAUUUUAUAUGUUAUAGUUGCACGAGGGGUAUUUUCAAUAUACCAAGUAUGUAUAGGGGAGAUGCGGUUGACAUGUAUUAUUGUUAUGUUAGAUGUACAUAAGAGGCAUAUGUUGCCUGAGCUCUUACUAGUCAUCGCAUGUAUUAAUAAUACAAAUUAUCCAUCACUGAUGCUGACCCUUUUAUGUAUUGACACUAUGAUAUAAAUAAUGUCCAGCACAAUCCUGAAAGCUGGUUUGAGGA